UUUCUCGCUUUGCCUUUCGGACAUGCGCACUCGGAGGAAGGCGACCUCGCGCUCAGCUUACCGCGCAUGUACGUUACCAGGGGUAACGCAAGUAGCCAAAGUGGUUUGUGGCGUGGCUAUCGUUAGUAAGGCGGUUGCUGAGACAGACGCUGAGGCGGAGAGGAGGAGCCCAAGGCGUAAGGGAAGCCGGGAUGAGGGCCGUGUUGACCUGGAGAGAUAAAGCCGAGCACUGUAUAAAUGACAUCGCAUUUAAGCCUGAUGGAACUCAACUGAUUUUGGCUGCCGGCAGCAGAUUACUGGUUUAUGACACCUCUGAUGGCACCUUACUUCAGCCCCUCAAGGGACACAAAGACACUGUGUACUGUGUGGCAUAUGCAAAGGAUGGCAAGCGCUUUGCUUCUGGAUCAGCUGACAAAAGCGUUAUUAUCUGGACAUCAAAACUGGAAGGCAUUCUGAAGUACACGCACAAUGAUGCUAUACAGUGUGUCUCCUACAAUCCUAUUACUCAUCAACUGGCAUCUUGUUCCUCCAGUGACUUUGGGUUGUGGUCUCCUGAACAGAAGUCUGUCUCCAAACACAAAUCAAGCAGCAAGAUCAUCUGCUGCAGCUGGACAAAUGAUGGUCAGUACCUGGCACUGGGGAUGUUCAAUGGGAUCAUCAGCAUACGGAACAAAAAUGGCGAGGAGAAAGUGAAGAUCGAGCGGCCAGGGGGCUCCCUUUCACCAGUAUGGUCCAUCUGCUGGAACCCUUCAAGCCGAUGGGAGAGUUUCUGGAUGAACAGGGAGAAUGAGGAUGCCGAGGAUGUCAUUGUCAACAGAUAUAUUCAGGAAAUCCCUUCCACUCUGAAGUCAGCAGUGUACAGUAGUCAGGGUAGUGAGGCAGAGGAGGAAGAACCAGAGGAAGAAGACGACAGUCCCGGGGACGACAACUUAGAGGAACGUAAUGACAUCCUAGCUGUGGCUGACUGGGGACAGAAAAUUUCCUUCUACCAACUGAGUGGAAAACAGGACUUUAAGAUUCAGCAGCAAAGUCUUGCUGACUGCACCGAGGCCAUGCUGCUGAUGCAGCAGGGAGCAUUUAAUGUGUCAAUGAGGAGAGAUGGCAUAGUGGAAAAGGCCUGUAACUGCAUCACAACCCGAGAUCUGGACAAAGAGCAGAGGAAGCUGAGACUCCUUCCCCUGGGGCUCUGUAUGAAUCUGGCUCUUUCCAUGGCUCUGAAAACAGUCCUCUUUUUUACCCUUGAUGAAAUCCUGCAGUCUGCUCCCAUGUACCAGUACCUGGAUAGGAAACUGUUCAAGGAAGCCUACCAGAUUGCUUGCUUGGGUGUCACCGACACUGAUUGGCGUGAACUGGCCAUGGAAGCUCUAGAAGGUUUAGAUUUUGAAACAGCAAAGAAGGCCUUCAUCAGAGUACAAGACCUUCGAUAUUUAGAGCUCAUCAGCAGCAUUGAGGAGAGGAAGAAGCGGGGAGAGACCAACAAUGACCUGUUUCUGGCAGAUGUGUUUUCCUACCAGGGGAAGUUCCAUGAGGCCGCCAAACUGUACAAGAGGAGCGGGCACGAGAACCUCGCACUUGACAUGUAUACUGACCUCUGCAUGUUUGAGUAUGCCAAGGAUUUCCUUGGAUCUGGAGACCCCAAAGAAACAAAGAUGCUAAUCACCAAACAGGCUGACUGGGCCAGAAAUAUCAAGGAGCCCAAAGCCGCCGUGGAGAUGUACAUCUCAGCAGGAGAGCACGUCAAGGCCAUCGAGAUCUGUGGUGACCAUGGCUGGGUUGACAUGUUGAUCGACAUCGCCCGCAAGCUGGACAAGGCUGAGCGCGAGCCGCUGCUGCUGUGUGCUACCUACCUCAAGAAGCUAGACAGCCCUGGCUAUGCUGCCGAGACCUACCUGAAGAUGGGUGACCUCAAGUCCCUGGUGCAGCUGCACGUGGAGACCCAGCGCUGGGAUGAGGCCUUUGCUUUGGGUGAGAAGAAUCCUGAGUUUAAGGAUGACAUCUACAUGCCGUAUGCUCAGUGGCUAGCAGAGAACGAUCGCUUUGAGGAAGCCCAGAAAGCAUUCCACAAGGCCGGGCGACAGAGAGAAGCAGUCCAGGUGCUGGAGCAACUCACAAACAAUGCCGUGGCAGAGAGCAGGUUUAAUGAUGCUGCCUAUUAUUACUGGAUGCUGUCCAUGCAAUGCCUCGAUAUAGCUCAAGAUCCUGCCCAGAAGGACAUGAUGCUUGGCAAGUUCCACCACUUCCAGCGUUUGGCAGAGCUGUACCAUGGCUACCAUGCCAUCCAUCGCCAUACGGAGGAUCCAUUCAGUGUCCAUCGUCCUGAAACUCUUUUCAACAUCUCCAGGUUCCUGCUGCACAGCCUGCCCAAGGACACCCCCUUGGGCAUCUCUAAAGUGAAAAUACUCUUCACCCUGGCCAAGCAGAGCAAGGCCCUCGGUGCCUACAAGCUGGCCCGGCAUGCCUAUGACAAGCUGCGUGGCCUGUACAUCCCUGCCAGAUUCCAAAAGUCCAUCGAGCUGGGUACCCUGACCAUCCGCGCCAAGCCCUUCCAUGACAGUGAGGAGCUGGUGCCCUUGUGCUACCGCUGCUCCACCAACAACCCGCUGCUCAACAACCUGGGCAACGUCUGCAUCAACUGCCGCCAGCCCUUCAUCUUCUCCGCCUCUUCCUACGACGUGCUACACCUGGUUGAGUUCUACCUGGAGGAAGGGAUCACUGAUGAAGAAGCCAUCUCCCUCAUCGACCUGGAGGUGCCGAGACCCAAGCAGGACAACAGACAGCAAGAGAUUGCAAACAGCAGCUCCCAGAUUCUGCGGCUAGUGGAAUCCAAGGACUCCAUGGGAGAUGAGGACCCGUUCACAGCUAAGCUGAGCUUUGAGCAAGGUGGCUCAGAAUUCGUGCCAGUAGUGGUAAGCCGGCUGGUGCUGCGCUCCAUGAGCCGCCAGGAUGUCCUCAUCAAGCGCUGGCCCCCACCCCUGAGAUGGCAAUACUUCCGCUCACUACUGCCUGACGUCUCCAUUACCAUGUGCCCCUCCUGCUUCCAGAUGUUCCACUCUGAGGACUAUGAGUUGCUGGUGCUUCAGCAUGGCUGCUGCCCCUACUGCCGCAGGUGCAAGGACGAUCCUGGCCCAUGACCAGCAUCCUGGGGAUGGCCUGCACCCUCUGCCCGCCUUGAGGUCUGCUGGGCUGUGAAGGAGAAUAAAGAGUUAAACUGUCAGAA
This is a messenger RNA of Piliocolobus tephrosceles (Ugandan red Colobus), 3217 nucleotides long. RefSeq names its product intraflagellar transport 122 (gene IFT122). The record is from RefSeq and is a predicted model, not a curated record. Gene Ontology annotation, molecular function: protein binding. The transcript is spliced from 27 exons. Gene Ontology annotation, cellular component: non-motile cilium; intraciliary transport particle A. NCBI's taxonomy places the organism in Eukaryota, Metazoa, Chordata, Mammalia, Primates, Cercopithecidae. Gene Ontology annotation, biological process: intraciliary retrograde transport; protein localization to cilium; non-motile cilium assembly. Bases 192 to 3131 code for a protein of 979 amino acids.